Molecule: messenger RNA, 1500 nt
Organism: Dacryopinax primogenitus
Lineage: Eukaryota; Fungi; Basidiomycota; Dacrymycetes; Dacrymycetales; Dacrymycetaceae
Product: MFS general substrate transporter
Exons: 9
Coding region: 1-1500 (499 amino acids)
Biological process (GO): transmembrane transport
Cellular component (GO): membrane
Molecular function (GO): transmembrane transporter activity
Source: RefSeq, a predicted model, not a curated record
AUGGAGUAUCGACUAUACAAACGAAGAUGGAUAGGUUUGAUCGCAUUGGUGAUGUUGAAUUUAGCGGCGGCGAUGAACUGGUUAUGGUUUUCUCCUAUUGCCAAUUCCACUGUCGCGCAAUGGAAUCUGUCAUACGAUAACGUAAACUGGCUCGCCAAUUCGGUCAACUUAAUUUAUUUGCCCAUCUCGUUGGCCGUCCCAAUAAGUGUGGAACAUUUUGGUCUGCAACCGACAUGUGCAUUCGGCGCAUUUAUGACCCUCGCCAGCGCCUGGGUGCGGUACGCAGCCGCGAAAGGCAGCCAUAAUGCGACCACAACCUUCGCAGUUUUCAUGGUCUCGUCUGUCCUGAAUGGGAUCGGACAACCGAUCUUCCAGGUCCUUGCGCCCAAAUAUUCCGAGCGGUGGUUUGACCUGAGAGAACGGACAACCGCAACCAUGCUGAUUGCUGUUUCCAACCCCAUUGGAGCUGCAUUAGCUCAGUUGAUCGCACCCGCUGUUGGCUCAAAUGAUAUUCUUGUCCUCGCGAUCAUCACUUCUGUAUUGACGGUGCCUGCCGCGUUCUGUGUGCUCGAACGCCCUCCGACUCCCCCAACAUUCGCCGCCUCCACCGAAACUCCCAGCAUGUUCGAAACACUGCGCGACGUGCUCUUCCCAGGCAAAGGUCGGCCGGGAAAGUUCGUCAUGACUCGAAGGCAGCGGUGGGAUUUCGUCAUCCUCACCAUAGCGUUCGGGAAUCUGGUCGGGGCGUUCACCGCCAUGUCUGUCCUCCUGAACCAAUUCAUGGUGCCCUACGGGUACUCGGCCGAUACGGCCGGCUUCGUGGGCGCUGCUUUUUUGUUGUCGGGGAUCGUCGCGGCAUGCGUGACGGCUCCAAUUUACGACCGAUACCUCACGCAUCACCUGGCCAUGUCGGCCAAAUUCUUCGUUUCUGCACUCGGCAUAGUUUACAUCACACUAAUAUGGGGCAUCAAAGCCAACGACCUGGCUGGGAUUUAUACGCAAUUCGUUCUAAUUGGUAUCUGUUCUUUCAUCCUCCUUCCCGUGGCGCUCGAACUCGGUUGCGAAGUGUCGAGAAACGCCGAAACAUCUUCCGCUAUAUUCUGGUGCUCUGCUAACCUGAUGUCGGUCAUCUACAUCCUCGUUGAAGGUGCCCUUCGAGCACCUGCAGACGCAGACCCACCGUUCAACAUGCACCGGUCCAUCAUAUUCCAAUCAAUUAUCGUCCUGAUCCUAUGUGUGAUCAUCUUCGGAUUGGAGGGCCGGCAAGCACGGCGGGAGAUGGACACGGAGAAAGCUGCCGAGGCGGGGCGCGACAGCAGGUUGGGCGACCAGCCACAGCCGAUCAGGGGCGAAGUCGGUGAAAGUAGCGUCCACGGUCUAGCGCUCACUGAAGUGGACAGUAGAAAACAUCUCACGGCUAUGGAGGGGUCGAUGGAAGAUUACGCAGAGGCGCCACCAACGCGUUCCCGUAGUGGAAGUCGAGAGCAAUUUCCCGUUUGA